This is a messenger RNA of Lathyrus oleraceus (garden pea), 1329 nucleotides long. RefSeq lists its product as uncharacterized. The coding region runs from base 1 to 1329 and encodes 442 amino acids. Gene Ontology annotation, molecular function: aspartic-type endopeptidase activity. Lineage: Eukaryota; Viridiplantae; Streptophyta; Magnoliopsida; Fabales; Fabaceae. The record is from RefSeq and is a predicted model, not a curated record. Gene Ontology annotation, biological process: proteolysis. The transcript has a single exon.
AUGAUAGAUUUAAAGCUGGAAACUAAUAAAAUUCGUAUUGAAGACACUAUAGCUGCAGAAGUUGAUAAGAAACUGAAGGCAAUGAAUAUAGGCACACACCCGGUAGCACAGAUCCAACCGGUCCCUGUUGUAUGCUGUGAGAUUUGCAGUGGUCCUCACCAAACAUGUUAUUGUUUUGCGUCUCCUCAACAGGUGGAAGAAAUCAAAUUCUUGAAGCAAAAUAAUCCUUACUCUAACACAUACAACCCGGGAUGGAAAAAUCAUCCCAAUUUCUCAUGGAAAGAUAAAAAAGGAACCACCCCUCAACAUGGUCAAUACCAAACUCGAUAUCAACAACAACAACAGCAACAAGCCCCUAAGAAAGUUGAUUGGGAAAUUGCUAUUGAGAGAAUGGUUGCCCACGAUGUCCAAUUUCAAGAAGAAACCCGAAACAAUCAAAAAAUUACCACGACAUCUAUAAAGAAUCUCAAAAUUGAAAUGGUGAAAAUCGCUCAACAACUAGCUUCAAGUUCUCAAGCACAAGGUUCUCUACCUAGUGCAACCGUGACAAAUCCUAGAGAGCAUAAUAAUGUGAGUGUUGUGACAACCCGAAGGGGUAAAUCUGAGGAAGUUGUUGAGGAAGUUGAUGAAGAGAGAGACCAAUUGAUCGAAGUGGACCUUGAGAUCAAAGAAAAUGAAGUGGUUAGAGAAGAAGUAGCAGCACCGAAACCAGUGGUGAACGAAACAGGCAUUGAGCCCAAACCGGUUGUUAAACUCCCAUUCACCACUCGGAACAAGAAAAAAGGGCAACAUGAGAAAAAUUCUGAAAAGUUCUUAGAGUUAUUCAAGAAGCUGGAGAUUAAUAUUCUGUUGUUGGAGGAACUUGAACAAAUGCCUACAUAUGUAAAGUUCAUGAAGGAUAUCAUUUCUAAGAGGCGUACCGCCGACACUAACCCAGUUAUCCUCAUUGAAACUUGUAGUGCUAUUUUCCAGGGUAUGAAGAUUCCUAUCAAAAAGAAGGACCGUAGAGCUGUCACUAUCCCAUGCACUAUUGGAUAUAGGUCAUUCAACAAAGCUCUGAUUGAUCUGGGAGCUAGUGUGAGUCUCAUGCCGUUAUCUAUCUACAAAAAGCUGGCUAUAGGGGAUAUGCAAGAUACCAGAAUGACACUCCAAUUUGCCAAUCAUUUAGUCAAGAAACCGUAUGGCAUUGUUGAAGACGUUCUGGUAAAAAUUGAUAAGUUUGUUUUUCCGGUGGAUUUUGUAAUUCUCGAAAUGCCGGAAGAUGAAGAGAUCCCUCUCAUUCUUGGGAGACCCUUUCUGGAGAUGGGUCGGUGCUUAAUAAACAUAUAA